Messenger RNA from Acanthopagrus latus (yellowfin seabream), 3243 nucleotides. Its product is annotated as E3 ubiquitin-protein ligase TRIM39-like. The record is from RefSeq and is a predicted model, not a curated record. NCBI's taxonomy places the organism in Eukaryota, Metazoa, Chordata, Actinopteri, Spariformes, Sparidae. The transcript is spliced from 7 exons. Gene Ontology annotation, molecular function: protein binding; zinc ion binding. The coding region runs from base 137 to 1786 and encodes 549 amino acids.
GGAGCUGCCUCAGCCUCUCAGGGCUCUCUCAUCUCGAGAUGAUGAGUGUGCAGUUGUUUGUUGUGCCACAGUAACUUCUCGAGUCCAGCAUGCGAGAGACAGUGUAGGACUGAGGAAAAUUUACAGAGAUUUCAUUAUGUCAUCAUUCAACGUCCUCGCUUCCUUGUCGGGCAAUCGCUUCGAAUGUUCGAUCUGUCUCAACUUCUUCACCGACCCGGUCACCACACCUUGCGGUCACAACUUCUGCAAGACCUGCCUCAGCGAGCACUGGGACCGGAGUGAAUUAUGCCACUGCCCAAUGUGCAAUAAAAGAUUCCAUGUGAGGCCUGAGAUCUCCACAAACCUGGUCAUAGAGGAGAUCUCCGUCCAAAUAAAGAAGAGGAAAGUUGAGGCGCAUGAAAGGGCCGACUUACCGUGGCAGGUGACGUGUGACCUGUGCACAGAAACAAAGUUCAAGGCCCUGAAGUCCUGCCUCGUGUGCCUGACGUCGUACUGCGAAGACCACCUGGAGCCUCACCAACGAGUCCCCUCCCUGGCCCGACACAAGCUGAUCGACCCAGUGGAGAACCUGGAGGAGAGGAUCUGUGGGAAGCACGAGCGCCUCCUGGAGCUUUUCUGCAGGGACGAACAGGUUUGCAUCUGCCUGCUGUGCAGCGAGACCGACCACAAACACCACCAGACGGUGCCCAUUGAAGAGGAAGGGGCUCGACAGAAAGAAAAUAUUGAGUCCACGAUGGCAAAGAUCAAAAUAAUGAUCGAGAACAGAAUGGAAAAGAUAAAAGAAUUUGAAGACGCUUCGGAAAUGAGCAAAAACAAAGCACUGAAAGAGAUCGACGACGGCAACAAGCUCUUCAGUGCCCUGAUGCAUCGUGUACAAGAGGCACAGACCAAACUGAAACUGAACAUCGACGAGAAGCUCAGGAAGUCCCGAGAGAAAGACGAAGUGAUGAUCAACGAGCUGCAGGAGGAAAUCUCCAAACUUCAGCAGAGGCACUGCGAGCUGGAGGAGCUCUCGCAGAGUGACGACCACCUCUACCUCCUGCUGACUUUGCAGGCCCUGAGAACCAUAUCACUUGCCAAGAACUGGUCUCAGAUCGGCGUUUACUCAGACCUGUGUAUACAGUCAGUGAGGAGAGUCAUGACUCAUCUCGUGUCCACUUUUCAAGCAGAACUUGAGACUCUGACAGGAAAGGAGCUGACCAGGAUGAGGCGAUAUAAAGAGUCAGUCACCUUUGACCCAGACACUGCUGGUUCCUGCCUUUUGGUGACUGAUGCAGGGCGACGUUUGAAGUACAACAAAAAUGCAAGUCCCUAUUCACCUGGUCUGUCGGACGACUUCAAGAGGUUCGACGGGCCAAAGAUCUUGGGGACAAACAGCUUCACCUCUGGACGCCACUACUGGGAAGUCAAAGUCGGCCUGAAAAACAACUGGGAUGUCGGUGUUGCCAAAGAAUCAGCAUCCAGAUCAGAGAGUGUGUAUCUGAAAAAAGAAAACGGCUUCUUUGCUUUACAAAAGAGGGGAGCUGAUUAUCAAGUUCAUGCACCACCCUACAAAGUCCUCCACCUCAGCUCUAGGCCAAGACUUCUAGGAGUGUAUCUGGACUACAAUGAGGGCAGAAUCUCUUUCUAUGAUGUGGAUAGGAAGUUACACAUUUUCUCUUUCACAGGAGAGUCUUUCACAGAGCCGAUGUUCCCGUACUUCUAUCUGUUCGGCUGGAUGAAGAAACCGGAGGCUUUGGUCAUCGAAUGGUCAUUAGAAGCGUUGAAACAGUUUGUUGGAAAAUAACCGUCAGCCAACCAAACAAAGCUGCUGUCCAACAGUAUAGAGGCUUUUUAACAGAAACACAAAGGCUAUAAGCAACAGAGAAAUGACCAUUCACCAUGUUCGAUGUAAAAACUAUUCUGACUCUACACGCUGAUUCUCUGAUUGCUCCUCUCUCCAUAUUAUCACAUCUAACGAGCUCUUAGGGUUAAAUUCUCCCAAACCAGAGUGUGUGAUUGUUGGAAUAUUUGAAAGACACACCACGAUGGUUUGGGUGAGUUUUAUCUUGUGUCUAGUGAGAUGGAAUGAAUCUCUCUAUAGGGAUUCUUUCCAUUGGACAAUCGCAACCAAAAGCAACUCAACAAAACGGAACUCCCUCACACUUUGUUUUUCUGUAUUGCUUUUCUGAGAGGACACAGUAAGAAUGGGCCAAUGGAUGAGGCCAUCUCAUCGCACUUACAUUCAAUUACAGAGGUCUGUACCAUCAUAACAUUGUGAUCAUAGAGGACAAAAAGUAGGGUGUCCCCUUGGAGCUGCUGCUAGUCAAUAGAGAAAAACAUAAAUGUAGUUUGUUGCUGAUAAAUGCUCUUAUGUGUAUUGUUUUCCUUCUUUAAACAGUCAGGUCAACCCAAGACAACUGGUGGCAGUAACGUUUAUUUUCUGCUGGCUGCUGUACGUGUUUCUGUCAAUCGUGCCGUUGGUAUUUGCAUUUUCUCAGCUCACUCAGUUGUUCUAACUUUGAUUUGAUUUUCUGAGGCUAAAAACAGCUGACAUCAGACAGCGUUAUAUGCCAGUGUUUGCCCGAAACCCUAGUAUGCAAAACUCACCAGCCUUUACUGGAGUGGCUUGUUACAAUUUCUCACGUGAUCUUGAAGACUUAAGAGUCCACACAACUGCCUAAAAACAAAGAUUUUGGAGCAACAGGUAGAUUUGUUGUUGCGACGGCGGCUUGAAAGGAAAAGCAAUUGAUAAAGCUCAUAAGAGUCAGUUAAGUUCAACUUGCAUUUUGUAAAAUAUCAAAGAUUGAAUCAGUGCUGAACAUCACAGAGGAAUGAAUGGGUUCACUUACUGAUAGAUUUGGUUACAAUAAAGGUAAUUAUUAAACAACAUGACUAAUAACUGCAAAGUACUUUGAAUGAGCAAUGUUAUUUGUGAUGUCCAGCUCUAAUAUGGUAGAUGGCUAUUCUUUUUGACAUAAGCUGUAACCAAUGUGGCUGUAAUGCAGAUAAGGAUUUGCUCCCCAGCCUGGGACUCUGUUGACGUCGUUCCCUGCUCUUCAAGUGUUGUGUUUGUGGUUUUUGGAAAAGACACCACCCACCAAACUCUUGUCCUUUGUACCACUGCCCCUUUCACGCAGCUGCUGUCAUUCAAAUCUAUGCAAAGGGCUCAUUAUCAGGUGAAAGUAUUGUGUAACAACAGUAUAUUAUUAUUUUUGCAACUCUGUCAUGACGUUUGUCUCUAUCGUUUAAAAUAAAAGAGGA